Molecule: messenger RNA, 1059 nt
Organism: Effrenium voratum
Lineage: Eukaryota; Dinophyceae; Suessiales; Symbiodiniaceae
Source: the annotation of a GenBank genome assembly
AUGCCCAAGGGUGAAUCGUUGUCGGCCAGCUUUGCUGAACAGGUUCAGCGAGCUCUUUGUGACACAUACGGAAGUGACAUUCCCCGACAUGUGGAGGAGAUGGCCAGUCAGCUUGGGGUGAUGAAUUUUGGCAGGGAAGCCCGGUGCCAGGAGUGCGCCAGCGCGACGGCCCCGACGGCACGCUCGUCGCCCAAGUCCCCGCGCUCGCCGCGCUCGCCGCGCUCGCCGCGGUGCUCAAGCCCGCGCUCCAGAGGUGUCUGCCAGCGACUUUACGAGGAGGGCAUGUCUCUGAAACAGAGGAGAAAAGAAUUUGUGGAGGAGGUGUUUGCCUUGGAGAAGGAAAGUCUGAGAAGAAAGGCCAAAGAGCUCAUGAGCCGUGGAAGCCGACUUUACUCUCCCAGCCGCCUUCAGCGCUACUGCUCUUUCAAAGGUCCUGAGGAGCACAGAUACCCCGGGCGCCGCUGCGGCUCGCCCGAGCGGAGCCCCAGCCCUCGGAGCCCUCGGAGCCCUCGGAGCCCUCGGAGCCCUCGGAGCCCUCGGAGCCCGAGCCGAAGUCUGCGUUCGAGCCUCUCGGCGCUGGACGAGAGGAAGGUGGAGGAGAAGGAUGAUGCCUCACAGACGACAAGGGCAUCCUCAUCUGUGGAUGUCAGCAUGGAGAUGCGCAAUGAGCUAGAUGUGAUGAGGAAGCAGUUAGGCCUGCUUUCAAUGGGUGCUGACAUGCUGCGACGGAAGCUUUCGGAGGUAGAGCGAAGCUCCAGCGAGAGCCAGCUGGUUCGAGGCAAUCCUCCAGCAGAGGUCCAAGAAGCUCCGCAAGCUUCGCAGGUCGCCACUCUGCCUGGCCCCGUGCACGUGUGCCAGGAUUGCCACACGGCUUCAAGGUCAGAUACCCAACGACCCGGCUCGCCACAACCUGUACCGGGGAGCCCGGCGCAGGUCCUGUACCACGGAUACCGGUUGCCUACGAUGCAGCCCUGUGUGCAGCCUGUGCAGUGGGGAAGCCCCGUUAUGCAGGACCGUCUGUGUACUGAGACUGCGCGUCCAAUGGCAUUUGCAUUUUGA